Schistosoma rodhaini is the source of this 588-nucleotide messenger RNA. Lineage: Eukaryota; Metazoa; Platyhelminthes; Trematoda; Strigeidida; Schistosomatidae. The record is from the annotation of a GenBank genome assembly.
AUGGAUGCAGAAAGAAGUGGCCUUGAGUUUGACAAGACUGCCGAAAAGGUGGUUAUGGAACCGUAUAGUUACAUAUGUAGUACAAAUGGGAAAGGGAUUCGCAGUGCAUUGGUGGCAGCCUUUAAUUACUGGAAAUGUAAUGGGUUCGAAAAUUGUAACUAUUGUACGUGUUUAUAUAAAUGUAAAGCGGUAAUUACACUUAGCGCGCUACGGAUCUUAUUUGACGGGACAAAAACAACGUGUUUCACAAGUUUUCAGAAUAUAAUUAGACAACUAAGAGAUCAUAUAAUAAAGAGUGCGAUGUUCCUUGGGAAACUGAGACCAUUUCUCAAAUCACGCUUUAUAAUCCUACGAGAAUUUAGCGACAGUUCUUCUGAAAGAGUUCCUUUUUAUAGCAUGAAACCAAGGUUUAUGUACAGGGAUUACAUUGAGCGAGAUUUUAAAGAAGAAAGAAAAAGCCAAUUACUAAUGACUUUAUUCUGGGCUUGGAUUACUUAUUUCUGCAUUAAUCAUCCUGAAGAAUUGAUUGGCCAUGAAAAACUUCCUGACCCUAAGACGUUUACUGACAAUGAACUAGGAGUUUUAUAA